AUGACGAUGACGAUGAUGAACACAUUGCGAUACAUGAGGCCGGCAGUCUCACGUAUGCGUGCCGUGCCGUUUCAAAACUCCACCCUCCCCCAGUUCGUCCGGGCCUACAGCUCGUCUAAGGAUUACGAGUUCAUCCAAGUAUCCAAGCCCAAGCCCGGUGUCGGACAAGUGACAUUGAACCGUCCCAAGGCCCUCAACGCCCUGUGUAGCCCUCUCAUCGCCGAGCUCAACGAUGCGCUAGGCGACCUGAACGCAUCGUCCGACACCAAUGUCAUCGUGCUGACGGGCUCCGAAAAGGCGUUUGCUGCUGGCGCCGACAUCAAGGAGAUGGCCUCUCUCACCUUCUCCGAAGCCUAUACCGGCUCCUUCAUCGAGUCGUGGUCCCAGCUCACGACGCAGAUCAAGAAGCCCAUCAUCGCCGCCGUGUCGGGCCAUGCCCUGGGCGGCGGAUGCGAACUGGCCAUGAUGUGUGACCUCAUCUACUGUACCGAGAAGGCCAAUUUCGGCCAGCCAGAGGUCAAGCUGGGCACUAUUCCUGGGGCCGGCGGCAGCCAGCGCCUCACCCGCAUCAUAGGAAAGGCUAAAGCCAUGGACCUCAUCCUCACGGGUAAAUCCUUCUCCGGUGUCGAUGCUGAGAAGUGGGGGGUUGCUGCUAGGGUCUUCCCUACCUACGAGGCUCUCAUGGAGGAGACCCUCAAGACGGCCGAGACUAUUGCCGGAUACUCUCGCGUCGCCGUCCAGGCUGCCAAGGAGGUGGUCAACAAGAGCCAGGACCUGCCCCUGCGCGACGGCGUUGAGUAUGAGAGGCGUGUCUUCCACAGCACGUUUGGUAGCCAGGACCAGAAAAUUGGUAUGAAGGCUUUUGCUGAGAAGAAGAAGGCCGAGUGGACGCACUCUUAG
This is a messenger RNA of Geosmithia morbida, 900 nucleotides long. RefSeq names its product enoyl-CoA hydratase. The coding region runs from base 1 to 900 and encodes 299 amino acids. Gene Ontology annotation, cellular component: mitochondrion. The record is from RefSeq and is a predicted model, not a curated record. Gene Ontology annotation, biological process: fatty acid beta-oxidation. NCBI's taxonomy places the organism in Eukaryota, Fungi, Ascomycota, Sordariomycetes, Hypocreales, Bionectriaceae. Gene Ontology annotation, molecular function: enoyl-CoA hydratase activity. The transcript has 2 exons.